Molecule: messenger RNA, 20528 nt
Organism: Caenorhabditis auriculariae
Lineage: Eukaryota; Metazoa; Nematoda; Chromadorea; Rhabditida; Rhabditidae
Source: the annotation of a GenBank genome assembly
AUGAACGUGUUCGCCGUGUUUGCAGCCGUUUUUGGCGUCGUCGACGCCGAACUUCAGCUCGUUCAAGUCCUUUUUCGGUGAGUUUCUCGGGAGAAGUUCUUUCGGACGAGUAAGUAGGCUUUUGGGGUAUUUUUGAAAGUAGGCUUUUUUGGUUUCAAAGUUUUUUAGUACACUUUUAACUUUUUCUAGCUUUUUUUUGAUCUAUUUUUGAGAUAUUUUCAAUGUAAGAUCAGCAUUACCAAAAUCUACUUCGAUUUGUUCAGGUCAAAGGUAGUUUUGAGGUCAUUUUUCGGCCUUUAUUUUUUUGUUAUUUUUUUGAAGUUUCCACGUUCUUAACAUUUCCAAAACUUUUUUUCAAAUUUUUUUUGUGUCUGAAAACUUUCAGAAGGUCUCAUAAGGUAAUUUGAGAAUGUUUUGGGUAUUUUCACCCUCGGAAAAUGAAAGCCUAAUUUUUUGCUUGUCCAAUCCUUGAAAUUCAUAACAUUUUUCUAGACACGGCGACCGAGCGCCCUCGUUCACCUACCCAAAAGACGAACAUCACUCGGCCAUCGACUUCCCUCGAGGAUUUUCCCAACUUACCGCUCAAGGUUCUUAUUUUCUUAUGAAUUAGAAACUAGUAGACAUGGAAAACAAAAGGAUUUUUCGAGCAUUUUGAGACUUUUCCUACGAAAACAGGAAAUGAAUCACCUUUUCUGAAGUGUUAGGACAUCAACGACAAAGUUCCUAUUUCCAUCACAAAGUUUGUUUUCCAAAACUUAUUUUGAUCUUUUAAGACUUUUUCUCUUUAUCAGUGACUGUGCUCCUCAACUUUUAUGAUUCAAAGUUGAAGUUUUUGGUCUUCAAAUCAAGUUUAUUAUUCAAAAAAAUCCUAAAUAUUUUUCGUAAACGUUUACCUAAAUGUUCAUAUUCUGAAAAAGAAUUAAAAUUUUUUUCAUUAAAAAUUUUAGUUCCAUAAAAUAACCAAUUUCAGGUUAUGAACAAGCUCAAGAGCUGGGAGAGUACCUCCGGUAUCGAUACAUGCAACGGAACUCUUUCGUGGACCGAUUCGACAGAAAAGAAGUAGGCGAAACCCAAAAAUGGCCUCUCUAAAUAAAAAAACAAGGUUGUGAUGCGCUCCAGCGACAAAGACCGCUGCAUUGAAACAGCGAUGGGCGUGGCUUCAAAGCUUUUCCCCGGCGAACUGGUCCCAGUUCACACCUACUCAAAUCACUAUGAAGACCUUGUAAGCCAUAAAGAAAGAUAUCGAGAAUAAAUGGAAUUUUUCAGUUGCUCAAGCCGAACAGUGUGAAAUGCCCCAAGGCUGAGAAAAUGGUUGGAAAAGACCGUCUGGAGAUGAGAAAAAGCAUGAAUCGUGAAUAUUCGACGCUCUUCGAGUUCCUCUCCGAGAAAACUGGCUGGGAAGUGGAUGCUUCGAAUAUUGAAGAUGUCUUCAAUGUCAUCUAUCGAAAGGUUUUUUUUAAAUCACAGAUUUGAAAAAAAAAAACUUUACAUAAGCUUCGGAAGUUGGAAUAGGAAUGCUUAUAAAGAAAUUUACUUCUCGAAAAAAAAAACGAUAAAAAAUAGGACAAUUUUUUUCAUUUGUUCAUUUGGCACAAAUUUAUAUGUUCCUAAUUAAAUACUGCUAAUGAAAAACUGCUUGCUCAUAAUUCAAUCAAUUAAUUAAAAAAACUUACAGAAAUAAAAAAAUUUUUAAAGAAAAAAAUUUUUAAAAAAAUGCGCGUACACUGAGGUGUUUGGCUCCUUUCGAGUGCUUGCGUACUUACGCUGUACAGCAUGCUUCAAUCAAAAAAAUAUUUUUUUUAUGAAUUUCUGUCAAAAAAACAGAGUAAAUGUUUCAUCAACUCGCUUUGGAAGUAUCAAAGGUCCAUCAAAGUCGAUAGUUUGAUGUCUUUCUUGAUAUAAUAGUUUAAGAUAAUCAUAGAGCAGCCCGAUGAUCCCUAAAUUCACAAAACAACUUUCAAUUUGAUUUAUUUUUUCAGCACGCCAACGGAAUUCCGCAACCGUCUUGGGUUUUUGCGCCCUACGGUGAGAAUCGGACAGUUUUCGAUGAGGUCGUCGAGCUGAAACGUCAGUCGCGCCUUGAGGCGUUCAACAGCGACGAGAAGGCUCGACUCCGGACUGGAUUUCUUCUGGGACAAAUGGAUCGCGAGAUCAGGGAGAAGGUCGCUGGGGUUUCCAGACGAAAAUUGAUGCUUUUCGCGUCGGUGAGCAGCCUGUCGAAAACAACUGAUAAGAAUGGAUGAUGGUUUCAGCAUGACGCGACCGUGACGUCACUUCUGUACAGCCUUGGCGUUUCCAACAACCAACUGCCUCCCUAUGCUGCCGCCGUUUUCCUCGAACUCCACGAAAUUAAGGGGAUUCAUACUGUCAAGGUUUUUUUAUUUAGAUUCUUUAGUUUCAUAAGUUGAGUAAAUUUAAGAUGUUCUUAUUCGAAUUUCAAAGAAGCCUGAAGUUUAAAAAUUUAUUUUCCAGGUCCUUUACCGAAACGUGACGUCACAAGAGCCUCAUGAGCUCGAGCUGCCGCCAUGCCGUGGAUCUGCUCACUGUCCCUUGGCUCUGUUUCAACAUUUUGCCGCCGAUCGCAUCUUCGCCUCUCGUUCCGAGUUCGAAGCCGCCUGUGACAGCGUGGAAGCAUCUGAAGACGUCGUCUUGGACUCAGAAGACGUUAUUCAUGACGUCAUUCUUGGAGACGUGUCCCGCAUCGUCCAUUCUUACGUCUUGCCGCCGAUUGUCGUCGCCCAAGCCACCGCGCUCAUCUACUUCUAUCUUAGUACAAUUUCUAAAGAGUUCCAACACUAAUAAUCUUGAUUAACUUGCCCAUUUUGUUGUCUUUUGGUCAUAGGAAACUAUUGAGGUGCUCUGCCUGAAAAUAUAUUUUCGCCCGGUGUCUUUUACGAUCUCGCUUCUCUUCUCUUGCUUGCCCACAGAACAAUGAAUAUUUUCACAUUAUCUUGUUGAAUUUCGUCUUCAAGCAAUAAGGAAAAUAGGUUUUAAUAGCGUUACAAACGUUGGAAAAGAGUUUAUGCUGAGAACAUCCGUAAUAAAUUUUUCAGCCAGAAAAGAUAAAUUUCCAAUUGAGGAGGGUAGAGUUUCAAGUUAGUACGCAAACACUCAAGAGAACUGUGAGCAUCACACUUGACGCGCAUCAUUUAAAUUUAUUUUUAAAAAAAAAUUCGUACUUUUUUUUGCAAAUAAUUUUCUUGUAACGGCUUCAUUGAAUGAUAGAGAAUUUUUUUUUCUGAUAGAAUCAUCUUUUUUUGAACGUUUUCCAUUUUUUUCCCUAUGGACAAAGUCAAAAAUUCGAAUUUGUUUGUUUUUCAGCGUUUUUUUCCUCCGGAUAUCCGCGCUUUCAAGUUUUUGAUUGUUUUCAGAUAUCAAGAUGAUCGUGAUCUUAUUUUUUCUUUCGUUUUAAAGAGACGGGAUCGAUAUGGGAGCGAAUGAUAAUGAAAAAUUAGGUAUUGUGAGUUUUUCUGCUUUUUCCUUAAUUUUUUUGACUUACUAUUUCUCUACUCUUUUUUUCACAGGGGCUUUGCGAUACAACCUUCAGCAAGGUUUUUUUUAAUAUAUGUUCAAAUUUUUUUCCAACAAAGUAUCUUUGAAUAGACAUUAAAUUUGAGCAUUAUCCCGUUUUAAAUUUUUUUUUUCUAAAAAAUUGCCCUUUUUCCAUGAAGCGUGUCAAGUUAUGAUAGGAAUCGGUGUCGUCGAUUGUUUCCUUUUCAGCUCAAUUAGGGGACCCCUCAAAAUUGACAGAGCUCACGGAGGAACGAAGGAAAAGGACUCGGCGACGAAAUGUUGACCCUCAUCUUCAGCGCCUCGUCCGUUUUCCCCCAAAUAUCGUCCGUUCUUUCUCUUCACUACUGUCCGCAGCUUUUCCUCCCACCUCGUGAAUGCUUCUUGUCCUUUCCCUUGCAACUCCCCUCUUUGUUUUCCUUUUUUCGAUUUUUUUAGUAGCCUGCAGAACGAGUUUCCGGUUUCAUCAUUUUUACAAGGUUUUGAAGUUCUUUUGUGAGUCUGAAAAAAUUAUGCAUGACCAAGAAAAAUGCAAAGUUUCAUUAAAAACUGAAUCAGUUAGGGUCUGCUCUGAUUUUCGAAGAGAUGCUGGAAAAAGUCAAACUUUGUUUUUUGAGAAUUUUUAGUUUAGGUUUUACAUACAGAAACACUAAAAAAAUUUCAUUUUCCAAAUUGAACUGAUCAUAUUUUUCUAAUUUAGAACUCAUUUCUGUUUCAUUAUCGUCUCAUAUAUAGUUUUUUUCAAUCAAUAACUUUGAUUUAUCUUUCUUUUGUGUAGUUAAAACUGAUUAAUUGAUUGAAGACGGAGGUUGAAUUUUUUCUGAAAAUUUUCUAUCACCAAUUAUAUUAUUUUAAGGCACAUUUUAAAUUGAACCUCAAACCUUCAUGUUUCUCACUUUUUUUUUGAUUUUCAUGGAAAUUUGACAACAAUUUCCAGUUCAUUAUAGUCAAUAAUACGCUUUAAAAAAAAUCAAAACAACGAGAAUUUUUUGAAUUGUGAAGUCAAAUUUGAUGUUUUAAACUUUCAUGCACAAUUUUUCCAUUGUAUCCUUCACUUUCUAGAAUAUUUUAAAUGUGGCUUAGCUGUUCGUUGAAUUCAAAACUAGCCUGGAAGUUUUUCAAGGAUACCAUUUUUUUUUAAAUAGAAAGUCUGACUGAAGAUAUUUGUGUCUUUUAGGGAUUUGAAAGAGUUUGCAAAUUCAUAUUUGCUAUCACCUUUCUCUCAUUUGUCAUUUAAAAAAAAGUUGGGAGCCACUUUGUCUUUAUACUAUGACGAAAGUAGUUCCAUUUACUGUUUUUUCUCGACAGUAAAUUCGAGUUUUGAGCUUCAUAAUGAAAUUCAGAUCGAUAGGAAAAAAGCGGCAAGGAGGCCAAGAUUGGGCUGUUGAAAAUGUUCGGGUGCAUCGCUCCGCCGCGGCAACAUCGACCGCCGCGCGGCUUGGCUCGCGGAAAUUCACAGGUUUUCACUUUUUAUUUGGCUUUUUUUUUCAAAGCGGAUCCAUUCUUUCCGAAACGGUUAAUUGAAAGUCCGAAUCGGAUACUUUCAAUCGAACCCUAAAAAGUCUUCCGACUCGAUUUUUCAAUUCGAGUCGGUCAAGUUCAACGUUUAAAAACGUACUUUUUACUCAGAAAUUUGAGUAUGACUCCGCCUGGGAUAGAAAAACUGAGUAUGGCAAAAAGCCUUCUAAACUUGAAUCGGUCCGAACUUAUUUUGUAGCUUAAAUCCCAGUGGGAGGUCAGUCCAAAUUCCAGUAUGCCGCAAAGACAGAUGAAAAACUUGGUACUACUCAAGGUAAAAAAUCAUUGAUUCCGUCUAAAAAAAAUUGUUUUCAUGGUUAAUAACAAUAUUUAUUUGUUUACAGGCAGAACAAAAUAACGUGUAAAAAUGGUUUGAGUAAGAAAAAAAAUAAGCAAUUAAGCCUGAAAUAAAUAAAUAAAAGGCGAUUGAGACCCUCCCGAGCCUCUGAGUCAGUAUUGAAAAAUGAUGAGGUAAAAAUAAGAAUUUUGACUGUUUCGGUUUGAGCACCCGAUUCGGAAAUUUUCUAGGAUUCGGUUGAAAAUAUCCGAUUCGGACUUACAAUUAACAAGCGUGAAUUUUUUCGGUUACCUUGUCCUUUUGAGAAAAACGAAGUUCGAUCCCAGGGAUUCGUAAGAUAAACAUGAUAAUUGUUCAAGGACUCGCGGGAGUUCCAUGUCGAGCCUCAUUUCGCGUCGCAACGGCCUUCCUCGGCAAUGCAACGGCAGCGGCCCUCGUCCGCCAGAAAUACGAGGGGUUCAUUCAGAUUUAUAUCAUUUUUUUCGUUUCACAGGGGCUAUAGAUCGGAGUUAUGUUGAAAUUUCACAGUAUUCGAGAAUAAGGUGAAUGGAUGAAAUAACUGUUGAAGAAAAAUUCAAAAUGUGGCGUUGAAAAAGGGAAAACUGUGAAUAAUAAAGGUUUCGAAAGUUCAAAAUAUCGGCAUUUAUCAGUUUGGUAGACUAGAAUAACCAUAAGCUUGAUUUUUGAGUUUAUAAAAAACAGGAAAAAAGAAAUGCCGUUAAUUGGUGCUUUUAAAUCUACGAAUGUUCUUCAAUUCCAUCAUUUAUAGCUGAAGUUAUGUUUCAAAAUGAUGAUAUAACAGAAGUUUUGAAAAAAAGUUGCUUUCAACAUUCUCCCGAAUUCAAACAUUAUUAUUCUUUUUCCACGAAAUCAAGGUCAAGGUGUUUUGAUUUUCCGAUAGUAUAUUGUAUUUAGUAACACCUAUGUAGGCGGAAAACAACGUCUUACCUUAUCUAACGAAAAAGCUCUUUAGCAAAGUCUUUACAAGACAAACACUGAUAAAGUCUUUUUCCGAUAAGGAGAGGUCUUAACAUCAAAGUUUCUCCUUAUUUUUGUUUUCGAUAUUUUUCCAAAAUAUUUUUUAUUUGAUUAAACGAUAAUCUCCUCCUGUACUUUGUGUUGUUUCGCUUCUUUUCGCACACAAAAAGAAACGUUCCUGAUGGUCCUGCGCCGUCCACUUAGCUUUUCGCACUCUUCCUCUGUUUGCUCCACGUUUUUUUCGCUUAUUUUUUCAUCUCGGUGUUAAAAAAUUGCCGCAAGAAAACUAGUAGAGUAGCCCCUGACUAGACAGAAAAAUAAAAAUCGGUUAUUUUGUAUAAUGAGGUAGAAAAUUAUCAUCUUGAUCUGAAAGUUAGAGUUAUUCUGCUUCGAGAAUUGAUUCUGUUUGAGAAUUUUGGGAAUUUCUUCUCUUUGAUUAUAUAAAAUUUUCCAUAUGACGGUUCACAGCCGUAAAAUGAUCCAUUUUCACGGAUUUUUAGAUUUUUUUUGACAGAGGUUUUCUUUCUUGAAAACCAGAAAGUCAUGCAAGUUCAAACUUUUUUUGGAUUUUUUUUUUUGGAUGGUUCCAAGAAUAUGAUUUAACUUAUCGUCAAGUUUAAAAAAAAAAUAUGUUUCGGUCGGUGGUUAUAUUAGAAUGUCUCUAAAAAAAAAGAAAUGGAAUUUUUUAAGAGCGGUCAGCGACGCCACCGGCCAUGUCCUUCUCGGGUCAAACGCCUCCAAAGCAAAAAGGCAUGAAGCGCCUCGACAAAUGGAUCGGUCAUCUCUUGAAUGAAAGUUUGUUCUUUUUCUUCUUCUUCUUGAAAGUCGCCGUCAAGAAAAAAAUAAUUGGAGUUUUUCUUUUUCGUAAACUGGUAAUUUGUGAGUAAAGAACUUUUCAAGAGUUUCUGAAAUUUGUAGAAAGUCCUGAAGAGGUACAAUGACUUACCAGCUUUCAGCUUUGUUUCCAAAUAUAAUAAACCGACUCUCCAAUAUGCUUUAAGGCAAAGAGGUCACUCUGUAAAUAAUAGGAAACAAAAAGCUUACUAAAAACAAUGAAGCUUAAACAAGGCUCCGACCAAAAGAAGUCUGUCUUCGAACUCGGGCUCCAUUAUUUCUGAGAACGAGCUCUUUGAAGGCUCUUUCGGAAGAACUGUGCGCAGAAAAGCGAUGUGAAGGACCAGAUUUUUCAAAUAUUAAAAAAAACCGAUAAAUUUCCAGAAAAGUGUUAAACAAAGUAGAACGAUUUUUUUUCCGUCUGGGCUAUUUAAUUUAUAACAGAAACAGAAAUAAUUAAACCUCGGAUGGUCUAAUUUUUGUAUCGAUUUGGAUCACUGCUUGGAUAGUUUUGGCUGGAAGGUCGCAAAUUUUUCACCCUUUUGACCAAAUUUUUAAUCGACAAAGUUUUCUAAUUUUUUGAAGAAUUGCUUAUAAGUUGUUUCUGCGUUUUUGAAAUCUUUUAUUUCCAUUCAAUUAUUUAGUGAUGCCUCAUUUUAUUCCUUCUCUAACAUUAUCAGUUCAAUUGUUUCAUAUUUUCACUGUUUGAUGGGACUUUUCAUACUUUUUCGUUCAUAUGAACCGUUUUAUUUCCAGUUCCGAGAUUGAUAUAGCCUUCUUUUGAUUUCUUCUUUCAAAUCACGAAUAAUGAUUUUUCAUCGUCAAGAACUUGGAUUCCGUAUAGGGCUGAAAGGAAGUAUCCUGAUUGAUUGAAUAGAGUUUGAUCACGUCCAUCCCUGGAUCAAUGUGGCAGGAAAUGCCGCGCGGCAGCCGGCUCGCCGAGCCUCGCCGAUAUCGGCUGUCCAGUCCCGGGUCGCUGUAAUAGUUUGUCGGCUCGUCCUCAAACUCUCGGCGGCCGCACUUUUCCCGCGGUUUUGAACGUUUACAACGCCGUCGGACAGGCUCCGUCCACGUUGAACCCCAUUUCGAUGCGUAAAAUGUUGUUCGACGGCACGCGUCGUUUUUGUCGCUUUUUAAACGGGAUCCUCACCUUUUUUCUUGUAGUCCAAUGUUGCCUUGAUCCGUAGGCUUGUUUGCAGUUUCAUCCUUGUGAUUUUAACUGUUUAUUGAUCUGGUAUUAAUUUUGAUUCCAAUUUAUUUGUUUAUUUUUAAAUUCUAGGUCCAUCAGCAAGAAUUUUAGGUGUCAAGUACACUUUUUCGAUAUUAAAGUUUUGAAAAUUUUUCUUAUUUUUCGGCUUUCAUUUUUUUCGCUCAUAAUGGCAAAAUUCAUGUGAUCCACGAGACACACAGAAGAUACUUUUGAAAUUUUUUUCUGUUUCGAAACGGUUGAUUUUUUGUUUGAAAGAGCGUGUCUAUUUCAAAAAAGUGUUCUACAAAAGUCUAGUUUAUUGAGCUCAUCCAGAAGUAUUUCAAACCUAUUUGGAUUCCGAGAUGUCGAAAAAAAUAAGACAUUUUUUGAACUCUAAAUUUAAAAUUACAGUCAGGAGUCUUUGGAACUCCGACUUUCUUCUCCGUUUUUGAGUUAUUUAAUUGAUUAGGUAUUCGAGUAAAACUUGUAAGUACUUUUUAGGUUUUCUUUUCAAUUUCAAGUUCGUUUUUGAUACUAGUAUAGAUUUUUUCUCGAAUUUGUCUUACCCAGAUUUUUCAUUCUAUUUUCCUUUUUUUUUUGCUCCGAUUUGUAGACUUUUUCUCACUUAUAUCUUUCAAUUCGGCUGUACUAGGGUGUAGUCAUUUCUUCAAUUUUUUUCGUCUUUUCUUUUGUAAUUUUCCAUUCCCAACGAGAAAAAUUUUCAAGUUCAGAGGACCUUGAGCUUCAAAGUCUCCUCUUGAACUUCAAAUUCCUCCCCGACCACAAAUAGCCUUUAAAUUUCCCUUCUGUGCGUUUUCCGCCAAUAGCUUUCAUAACCAUUGAUCAUCGCCGCUUCCAGUCCAGAAGCCGCCAAGUCUUCGAAAUGCCGAGCAGCCUGACGGCGUGGAAAAAUCGGCUGCUCGGAAGGAAGACGCCGGAGCCGUCGCACGCCGUCACAGUCACACUGCCGAAUGACCCUAUGAUCGACGCAGAAGAACCGCCGCCGCCACCAAAAAGAAACGUCCGAUUCGACGAGUCACGCAACACUCUCCAGCAGAACUACGUGGUUCCUGCGGAACCUUCGCCUCCAGAAUGGCAUAAUCAGUACGGCGAGGCUCGCGUCAUCGGCUCUGUCCGUCCCACCGGCACCAUCAACAUUGUUCCCAGUCCGUUGACUAUUCUAUUCGAUUCGUUUGUUCCACACGAAGACAUUCUGAGAAAAAGAACAAAUGUAGAUGGAAAUAAUUAUCUGUUUAUGUUUGAAAAGAAAUAAUCAUUUUUCAAAGCUAUCUGAAUUUCUCAAUUCAAACAGCACAUGAGUAGCUCAAAAUUUACAGAGAUUUGAGUUCUGAAGCGUCCGAACUAUUUCAAGGAAUUUAAGGAGUUGAACUUAAAAAGAACGCUCUCUUCUUAUUGAGGGAGGCUGUUUUAUCAAAUGAAGCUUACUAGGAAGCGUUUUUUUAGCCUUAAUCCUCUGUUCUGAAAACGAUUUUUCAGCCACCAGAAUAGCUCCGAAAGCUAAGAGUUUGCUUUCAGUAUUUUGCAGGCGCUCAGAAAAAAAUUAAGAUUUAUUUGUUCAGAAGCUAAUUAUUUUUUUAUUCGAAACAGUCUAGUCAUCUAUUUUUAUCUUUGAGCGAAAGUUAUAUGCACCAGAAACCCUCUUUUCUGUUCAUUCUCAGUCCACUAUCACGAACGAUGGCCCCAUGCCAAGGAAUUCGUAGUAUCAGAGAGGAAAAAAGAACAGUUGUUUUGAUAAAUCUGUUCAUCAGUGGAACAACUGACCCCUGUUGCACUUUUUUUUUCAUUUUACUCGACCGGAAACGGGGAAUCUAGUAUGAUAAUACUGACCUCAAAAUAUAAACUUCAACUCCGCCUAUCAUUUUUGAAUAUAGGUCACUUUUUCAAGUUCAAUUUGCGUUGUAACUUUCCGAAUAGUUGGGAAAAACGAGGAUUUCCAGCUGUUUCAGCUGUCAGUAAACCCAGAAAACAAAGAAAUUCGACCCUUUCUCACCUUACCGAACAACUGUCCCUGGUUGACCCUUUCCUAGAAGUUUAAAAGUUUUUUUUUCGAAAAUUUUAAGAGGUCUCGCGAACUCAACGUGUAGUUUGAAAAUAAGGGAAUUUUUACAUUCGAUGAAAUUUUGGUUUUCGGAUUUUCGAAUUUUGGGAAAUAUUUUUCUCUCACUUUAAGGAGAAGGUAUUCGAUACUGCAAGUCCGAUUGAAAGAAUUUUUUUUUAUGAAAGUAAAGAAAAUAUUAAAAAUCAAAGCUUCUUAAAGAUGUUGAAGGAUUACCAGAACUCAAUCGAUUUACAGUGGUUUGCCAAACUUGAAGGACCAGAACAAUUUUUAAAAAAAAGUCUGAAACGGCUACAACGAAAUAAAUAAAGUUUAUACUCUAUUUAGCGCCAGUCAGCACCUAACUGGAUCAGUAAGUUUUGAAAGAAAUAGUCCUGAAAGAAGUUUCAAACUCGCUGGGCUCAUCAAUGACUAUAAAGCAGUAUAAAAUCUAGCAUUUUUCUCAAUUUAUAAAACGAAGAAACGGGAACUUGCAGGCACAAGCAGUCGACCAGUCGCCGACCAAAGAGCUGGAGAAUGGCAGUACGCAGACGACGUCCGCGUCACCGUUGCUCCGCUCGCCGCCAACGAAAUCGACGACGAACCGAGGUUCCUGGUUUUACUGUUGCAAGGGUCAAGAGUUCGAGUCUUAUCAGCGACGAAAGCGAACGACAUAUUUUUGCAAUGCCAGAAGAUUGAACAAAAUUUGGGGUUUUGAAGAAUUCAUGAACAAAGAAGAUGUACAAAAAAAGUCCAAUUUUCAUGAAAAAUACGAGGACUUUUUUGUUUUGGAGCUUUGUAUCGAAAUGAUUAGAUAAGGUUUUCAGAGACGCGCCACGCAGCCGUUUUGCGCCGCCUUCGAGGGCUGGAACUGUUUUGCAGAGCUUACGGGAACAGGUAAAAAAAUAUUAAAAAAAUACCUUUGAAUAACAGAAAGAACAGGACAGUCUCUUUUUCUAAAUUGAUUCGAAAUAGAAGCCUCAAGAAGUCUGAAAUCACUAGCAUCAUGAGCAAAGAUUGUUUUAUCUCUCCUGACAAAGAUGAAAGUUUCCAGAAAGACCACCUGGACUACUCAGAACGACGGCGGCAGGUGAGUAGCACACUGCCGGCAAAUUCGACUCCUACAAGUUUCCGGCCGCCGGCCUAUGGGACUAUCAACCGGCAGCAGGUAAUCUAUUGAUUAAGGGCGAUUUGAGGUAUACAAUGAGAAUUUAUUCGAGUUUUGUGGUUGGUAGAACUCACACUAUAAAUAAAUCAUAAGUUGGGAUCCAUAAACUGAGUUUUUUUUUGAUGUCAUCAAAGUUUGAAGGCAGAGUGCUUUCCGGUUACACACGAUAAAAGCUCUCAAAGUUCUGACAAAUUCACAAACAUAGGGCUUUCUUCUUCUUGCUACGCCUUUGUACCGCUUGAGCGGCGUCGGCGCCACAAGUCGAUUAUCCGAGGUCCUAUCCUGAUAUCAGGGGACUAACUCCAGUGACAUAAUCGCCCUUGUGUGUGACGGUUGGAGAUUUUGAAGCCGUGGUUUCCCACUGCCAAUAUUUCUUGAACCCCUUGGUUGGGUCGGGGAUCGAACUUGUGACCCUGUAGACCGUAGACAAGAACACAACCUGUUGCUCUACGGCGCGCCUCCAACAAAUAUAGGACGUUAUUUUUCGUAAAACAGAUCUCCGAUUUUUAUCUCAGACACUUUCCUCAAAGGUUUCGCAGAAAAAUCUUAAAAAUUGCACUUUUGCUCUUCGCUUCUUGAAAACUUCUCAAAAAAAAGGAUUUUAGAGCGAAACGCCGACGCGAGCGAGGGAGAACGGCUUCAAGUAAGCUUUAAAAUUUCAAAAAAUGGACCAAAUGUAAACUUUCUCAGCGACGAUUAUUAUUCGAGUAUAGCGACGCGACAUCUCGACGACAUGAACGUCAUUUUCCUUCAAGCGAACGAUGAGGUGCUAGAUUUACUUUUAUCAGAAGUUCCAAAGAAGUUGUGCAGGUGAAACGGACGAUUCUGCCGCCGGUGAUCCACUCCCUGGAGCAAAUCAAAAUGGCUUUCGUCCGGGCUUUUCCCAAUAUCACCCGACAUUAUAUCGAACAGCCCCACGUCAAGAUCUACAUUCAGGUGAUAGUUCGAAGAAAAUUUGAGAAAACUGAUUUUUAUAGGAACAGAGCAAAGGCGCGUUGUUCUACGAGCUGGAAGAUUUGGGGUACGGUUUUGACGAUUUUUUGAAGAUUUUGUAAUUUUCAAAUGAGAACGCUUUUUCAUAAAGCUUUCAUAGCUGUUGUUGAGAAGGGAUUUCCAGAAAAGUAAAGGUAGAAAAUAGGAAAUGACAGGUUUUAAGGCUGUCCAACGGUAUAAUCUUUCUUUGUUUUCCGAAUUAUAGUGAUUUUUUUGGCCUUGCAAGGAUUUCAUGCCUUCAAACACUUUUUGAAGAAUCCGGGGAAAAAGUUGGAUUUUUUUUGAUAAUAGUCAUUUAUUCAUAGAUUUAUCAAUCUGAAAGAAGUUUUUUUCUUUAAAAAAAUAAAAAAAUAGAUCUAAAAAAAUCUUCCUUUUUUUCCGAAAUAUGCGUCCUGAAGUUUCGAAAAAUACAGUCAUUUAUAUCUGAACUUCAAGAACUGUAUUUCUUGAGACUAUGUGAUUUUGAAGGGUGAUUUUUGUUCUCGUCAAGUUUCUCGAUGGUUUGAAACUUCCAGUCCAAUGGAAAAAAAUAAAACUAGAAAAACUAUCAACAGUUUGGAAACGAAUGAUUUGAAAGAAAAUGGAUUUUCCAUAUAACAGGAAACUUUAAAAAUCGCAAAUUGCAGAAAUAAUGAAAUAAACUUUUUUUGAGGAGUUUGAAGCUUCAAAAUUUGGAAAAAAAGGUCUAUUAUCAGAGCUUCUCUUUAUUUCUGGAAUCAGAAGGCCCUGAGGUAUAUUUGGCAGGUAUCAUCAUAAUUUCCACCGAAGGCUUCCCUUAAAAAUCAGUCUUUUUUUCAGAGACAUCAAGAACAAGUCGGUGUUGCGUUUGCGGGAGAACACACGAGUCCAGUCGCCGAUUCGACCCUACUUUGAUCAUCCUGACUACCAUUCCGAGACUGAGAACGACGACGGCCGUCGGUCUGCCUGAAACUUCCUUCAUCCAUCGAUUUCCGACUCAGAUUCGUCUCCUUGGGACGGCCAGCGUCGGCGAUGGCCGCACCGGCCGAUUUCGGUCCUCCGAAGCGUCAGAAGGCCUUCGACCCCUACAGUGACCCCUACAGCUCUGACACGAGCAGCCACGACAGCCGAAGCGUCACUCGGUCCGGGUCCGCUACGCCGGUCAUUGACCGCGAGUCUAGGUUUUUUUUUUUCAGUGAAAACUUCAACUUUUAUGGGUUCUAUGAAAAUUCAGAAUGAGAGUCAAAAUUGGAGGUUAUCUUGCUGAUGAAAAAGUGAAUUUCUCCAAAAAAAAAAGUAGUUCAGGUUUUCCUGAAGCUUAUUAGAUCUAUCUGGUUUUUUCUUUAUUUUUUUUCAAACUUCAUCCUUUGCAAAAUCAAUUUUUCCUUUGGUUGUUAAAAGAAUUAUCUGAAUUGUCAUUUGAGAGCCAGAAAACAUUUAGGAUAGGCGAAAUACAGGGAGGCGGGAGUAGUUAAGAGUCGGGUGCGGAUAUCAAUUUUUGUGACUUGCAAAUAUUAUAAUUUUGCCAUUUUUAAAUUGAUUCUACAAAGUUCGAAAUAGCCGUCAGAGAGUGAAAAAAGAUAACUAAGUCUGGGAGAGUCAGAGAUAACCUUACAUUUUGCGGAAAUUACUUUGAACACGGCGUUCGAGCCAUUCCAAGUGCGGUCGCGGUUUUUCUUUGUAACACUUUAAAAAUCUGUUUCUCAUUUAUUCAAUCGUAUUCUAAUUUUUAGCCAAUCGGAAAAAAGUCGAUAAAUAAUAAAAUUUUUCUCUAAUUCUCACUAGCCAUUUUCAACUUUAUUUUUUCGAUUUUCGGAGAUUUUUCAUUUUACAACAGAAUGACUGAUCCACGACGUAUGAAAAUGAAAUAAUAACGACAAAAUGGAAAACAUCUGGCCGAGUCGUUGAAAAUAUGAACGACAGUGGUGUUUGUUUGGCAUCAGUCGUAUAGAUUCUUCUCUUUUUUUUCUCCUUUGUCUGAUUUUUGUUUUUAUUCUUGGAGAGUUGAAAAAUACUGACCAUUUUCAUUUUUGUCAAACUGUAUUCUUUAUAUCAUCUUUUGGAAACAAUGACUAUAUUCAAGGGUAAGAAUGGAGACGAUGGAGCGGCAAUUGGCCGGUCUUUCUUCCUUGGUCCACUCGGCUCUCGUCAGCAAGGGAAUGAGCCAAAGCACCCAGAAGGACAUGGCUGAUCUUCGAAGAGAGGUAUCAUAACUUCAUUUUGAAGAAAUCGAAGAAUUUUUUCGAAAUUAUGUACAGAUUGUUCAUUUUUUAAUUCUCUUUUCGAACUCUUUUAAAAUCGUUCAGUUUUCAUUUUUUGUCGAUUUAUGCGACAUCUUUUUUGCUUCCCUAAUUCAUUCUACUUCGCUUCUGAAACGUUAAGUUAGCUUCAUUCUAUAAUUUUAGUGGUUCAAAGCAGUAUUGACUUUUACUACACAGGGAAAAAAAUAAACAUAAACUUCAUUUUAGAAUUUUUUUUUUUGAUCUACGAUAAGGGGAAGUGAUAUUUUAGUGAAAUUUAGUAGUUAAAUGUUGAGAACAAAAUUUGGUUUUUGAAUAUAUUAAUUUAUGCAGAACCAGAAAAUAAUGUAGGCUUUGAGAAAAAUAGGGCGGUAAUGUGAAAAAAAAAGCAGAAAAUAAACAUAAAAAGCUGGAAAAACUGUAUAAAAAAUGUGUCAUUGGUUCAUCAAUUCGCAGAUCCUGGCGUUGCACCCCGAAGCGAUGCGAGAGGUCUCUGAAGAGCCGCCGUCGUCCCUGCCCGAGUCGGUCUCCUCCCACACGGCCAUGCAGCUCGGAUCCAUCCGGAACAAAGUCCAGCUCGCCAACACCGACCUCAAGCAGCUCAAGAGAACUGCCCAGGUCUCUCACUGAGUUCCUUUCAAACCUGAAUCUCAGAAAAUGUUUUAUUCAACGAUUGAUAGACUUUUCCAAUUGAAAGAGUAUAUUAAAACAGUGCUCCAUUCGACUUCCCUCAUUUUUAGGAAUUGGACAACUUCGCAGUUUCAAGUUUGGUUUGAAUGAAAAAGAGAGAAAAUGAGAUUGUUAUAUUAACGAAAAAUUCAAUAAUGAUCAUUUUUGAAUAAUAAGCAGAGUAACCCUUUUUCAGAACUCAUUCGAAGAUCGAAGCUAUUUUGAGAAGGUGAAAAAAAGGAAUGACUUCUAUCUUUAUCUUUCAGAAAUCCACUAUUAACUUCUCAUUAUCCAUCCUCUAAUUUGCAUCGAAACUCAUGGAAGAAUCUGAAAACACAGGUUAAGGUGAAAGAAUAACAGUCAGCACGAAAAAAUCGCUUCAUUAAUAUUAGUAGCUCAUGUGCGCUCUGUGGAGAAAAAUCUUGAAAAUUCCUGUUUUGCUUUUUUUUUAUUUCUGAUAUCAUCAAAAAGAAGGUCCUGACACGAUUGAAUGAAGAAAUAUUACAUGGUUGGUGGAAAGCUCAGACAGGCCACGCCCCUUGGCGUCUGAACGCCAUGAAUCGGCGAUAGUUUUGUCUAGCAUAUACGCUUAGACACCAGAGAGAAAACGAACUCAUUUUAAAGAAUGAAUAAGAUCCUAAUCACUCAAGUGACCCCUUGAUGCCUCUCCAAUGGUCUUUUAGAAUCCAGCAAUUCGGACUUCAGAGAUUGAAGCUGAAAAGUUCAUCCUCCAUGAAAGAACGUUUUAAAGUUCUCCUCCCGCUCGUUCCUAUUUCAGUUCGAAAUAUGCCAAAACUAGAAGCAAAAAAAACUCCCAGCACUACUAAGAAUAACGCCACUGCAUUGGACACACUCACUCUCCUCCUCUUUUUCCUUCAGAAUCGAAAAAAAUUCCAGGCGAAUGCCCAGGCGGCAAACUCGUUGAUCCGCGAGGCCGGGGAGAAGAUCGAGAAGAUCAUCUCCGACCGGAUGUCAUACGGCGGCGCCACGGCCGUCGGUCCUCAGUCGGCGACGUUUGGAAGACGUGAGAAUCGUCUGGAAGAAGCUUCGGAGCAGCCGAGGAUCGAACACGCCGCUCGUCUCGCUUCCCUUAUCAAUGAGUUGACGUCGGUUUUUUGGAUUUUGCAGAUUUUUUUAAAAUUGUAUUGACCUGAUGAGCAUAUAAACAAACUUGUAAAAAUCUUGGAAAAUGAAGAAUUUUUGGUGGCCUUUUUCCAAUCUAGCUUUGUAUGUCCUCAGAGUUUUUCCUUAUGAAAAAAAAACUGUUUUUUACGAGCUUAUGGAUUCCAUUUGAAGAUUUCAAGUUUUAAUCUAAUUUCAAUCACAAAAUGCGAGAUAUUUGAAGUAGUAGAUGAUUUUUUUGAAUAAACUAAUUUUUUUGAUCAUUUUUUUCUACAGCCUUUCUGCCCCUGUUCGAACGUUUUUCAUUGUUUUUUUAAAUUGGUUCAAAAGGUUCUGAUCAAAAUCAAAGAAAGACCUUUUUUUAUUAUUUCCAAAGUUUUUCAAAGCUUCUGCCAUGAUUCUGUGUAUCUGAAGCCGUUCUGAUCAAAUUCAAAUUUCAUAAAAUCAAGGUGGAAAUAAAUUUUUUCAGAAGUUUCGAGCAGAACGUCGAGAACGUCCGCGGCAGUGUCCUCACCAACAACAAGAAGCUGAGAAUGUCUGAAGUCGAACAACUUACCGAGAAACUCACCGAAAUCGGCAGGCUCGCCGCGGCUCUCAAAAGUUGGUUUUGAUAUUCAACUCGAAAGUUUUUAUUGGACCAGCCGAUUAUUAAAACUUGUUUUUUCGAUGAACUUUAAGACUCGAAACGGUUUCACAUACUUUGAUUUUUUCUUCGUUUUCAUGUCUUUUUUUAUUCUCCUAGAGACAAUUGGUCAAUCAAGCUUGUCUUGAUUAAUUAUUCAGAAAAGAUAUUUUGGAUGAACUUAGACAUUCAUCAUUUAUAUUCAGUCUUCAGAGAAGAUUCUCUGCUAAGUCUUUUAAUGAAAAAUAUUUUCCUCGGUUUACGAAACUGUGGAUGAACUUGUAGAUGAAAAACGAAAAUAACAAACAAAUCUUUCAGCUGACUUCCCGCCAAUCCAACAGAACAUUGAAAAGCGGAUCAAAGAAGACAUGGAACGUGUCGUUCGUGAGGAAAAGUUCAUCCGCGACCAGACGGCCGCCGUCGACCAAAGCCUUCGAAGGUCCGUUCCAGUGGAAAAAUGAAUAAAAGAGAAUUUCAGGUGCAAAGCCUUGGCUAACAUUAUGGUGACGAUGAAAAAGCUGGCGAUGGUCCAGGACCCGAGUAUCCAGAGAGCGCGAAAGGUGAAGAGCAAAUGAGAGAAACGAAGAAAGCUUAAAAUUUCGGUUCCAAAAAAAAAGAUUCCAAAAAUGAUAGUUCUUUGAUUUCAAAAAUAGAAAUUCUUAUGGAAACUCUCAAACAGUCGAUUGGAAGUAAAUUCCUUGAAACCUUGAAAAUGUAUACGGACACCUUUGUCUACAUUUUUUGGGUUUUAAUAAUGGCCCAUUUUUUAAUCGACUUCCGAAACUCAAUUUUCGCCUUUUUCUAGUUUCCACACUCUUGUGUGGUUUUUUCUAUACUUCUUUCAUUAUAAAAAGAAAAAGUAUCCUUUCCAAACGUUUGUCUAAUUGAAAUGGUCUAUUAAACUAGAAACUGCUUAUAGAAAUCGAAAUGGUGAGAGAAAAGAGGGCGCAGAGAAGCUAGAGGAAUGUGCAUGAACGUUAAUAAAAAUGUAAAUGAGCUUCGAGAAGAAAAAAUUUCAAUAUUUCACGGAUUCGCAAAUUUUUAAGCUGGAAAUGCUAGUUAAACGUAGAAAUGGAAGUUUUGGCUCCUGGGAACUUAUUUACGGGUUUGAAUUUUCUCUGCGUAAACUUUGGAGCAUACGGCUUCAGAUUUUCCAAGAUGCGGUUGGGAAGUACAGUCCCGUCUGAAAAGAUACGAGAAAACCUUCCUUGUAAGGAGUUCAAUCUUCCUGAUAGAUUCUAAAGCUGCAUUUUUUGUUUUCUGUGAACUGAAACUUCAUCAGAGGGUUAAAAAUGACGAUCAUCACAACCCCAGAAAGUUUCAGAAAGAGUGAAUUCCUUACAAGAAAGUUGUGACAAAAACUCAGUUUUUUCGUAUCUUUUCUGACGGUACUCUUUAUUUUAAUUUUCACGAAAAAAGUGUCUAUUGAAGGACGCACCGUCGCCAGCGCCAUCUUCACCGUCACUACCGCCUCAUCCGUCCCAAGCCAUCCAGUACCCUGCCGCUCAGGUCCACGGACCUUCUCCUCUGGCAGCCAGCCAACCUCCGCCUCCUCCACCACCGCCUCCACCAGCUCAGGUCUUCAUUCUCCCCUUUUCUAUCCUCUGUAUCGCCAACUGUCAAAGUUCUUGUUGCAUAAACGGCCGCGGCACAACUAAGCUUCUCUGCCCCAUCGCUAACCGUCUGUUCUUGCCUGCAGGAACGCGAGAUCGCCGCGCCCUUCACACCGACUCUGCCGAGGAACGCGGCGCCGAUUCUGCCGCCGAUCCCCGACGACACCCCGCGCACGCCCGCCGACGCCUUGGACGGAGUCCUGCAAGAGGUUCAGCUCGAUCCCUCUGUUGUGUGCCGCAAAUUAGUAUUGAAAUUAGUUCAUUAAAAGCCUUUGUUGGAAAUCAAACUGUCUGGCUUGUCUGCGCUCUCUUUUCCCUCUCCAAUAGGAGAAUGGAAACAGCACGUAAACGCCACUGAGUUGAGAGAGCGCAGAACGUUUCUAGAGCAUCGAGAUGAAUAAAGUUGGAGAGCAACGAGACAACUCGCUUUUUUCUUUAGCUCUCUGUAAUCUAUCCUCUUUCUUUCUCUCUUUCUUUCAUAGCGGUAGUUUUUAUUUUAUGAGAAGUUAGUUAGAGAGCGCUGGAUAGAAAGAUAGCGAAAAUUUCUGGUCUGGAGUCUCUCUUCUUUCAAUACUCUCUGAAAUCCAUUCACUUUAACUAUUUUUUUUUAGAAUAGCUUCUAAAUACAUGUACUUAUGUGUGUGAUCCCAAAUCCUUUGCUUUUUCACUUUUUAAUAAAAAAUAGCUAUGAUUUUUUUUCUGAGAAUCGCCUUAACAGACCGCUUUUUAACAAGUACUUUCUUCCAAAAAUAACGAUUUACGGGAACAUGAACUUCAGGUCGGCCAACCAGGACAGCCUCCCAGGCCGCCGAGUCGGUUUUCGGUGCAGGACGUCCGGCAGAAGUUCACAAAGCCGCCGGAACUUCCCGAGCAGAUCAAAAGUUUGAUUGAAGACGUCGCGAGAAGGGCCUCUCCGGCGCCGGAUCAGUCGGCUGUGGCCGAUCGGAGGUGCAUAUCGUUCAGAUGUUUUCGUGAAGAUUUUGAGAAGAAAAAAAGAAUCGGAUCAAAAUUCAGAAAUUUUUCACUCUUUCAGCAGUCACGGUUUUUUUUUAAAACUAAAUCAUACGUCGGCUGGAUCCCACCUCGGGGUGCGGCCUACACCCAUCGACGGUUUUUACAGAAGAAUGCAAGAUCUAUUAAUAAACUUGACCAACAACUUUUUUCGUUCUUCAGGAAAUUGUAAAGAUUUAAAUGUUUAAUCAAAACCCAGCUUUUCAGCUUUUUCAGUUUGUAUCGAAUUUGUGUGAGGAAUUAGGAAAAGAAAUGGUCUUUGAACGAACAAACUCACUAUAAAUUCAACCAGAAACGUAUUCUUUUCAGCCCAAUCGUCCUUACGCUACGUGAAUACAAUUUUUGAUUUUGGACUUUGAACGAAAUUAAAAACCUUUUCAAGCUUCUGAUUCAGAAUUUUGAAAUAGCAGGUCUUUUUUUUCAAAUUUCCUCCCAUUUCCAGUCCAAAGUACUUGAGAAAUCAUGUUCCCGUAUCAGUUAAACUAGUAAAAUGAAUGAAAGUGCUUUCGAUUUAAUGGAACUUUGAAUCGCGAUUAAUAGUUUUCUCCGGCAAGUUCUGGUUGAAUUAUCAUUCUUAUCAACUAGUGACACUCAAAAAUGUUUUGUAAAAUGAGAAGUAGAAUUAUUGAAGAAAAACGUCCGUCAUUUGCAGACAAGACCUCGAGGAACGCCAGGAACGACUAGCAGAAAAGCAACGCCAAUUGCGGUCCCAGUUCCAGCAACUUCAGCAACUCGCCCCUCUUCCUUGA